Ornithodoros turicata is the source of this 1863-nucleotide messenger RNA. Its product is annotated as neutral amino acid transporter B(0)-like. The record is from RefSeq and is a predicted model, not a curated record. Gene Ontology annotation, biological process: L-glutamate transmembrane transport. Bases 130 to 1806 code for a protein of 558 amino acids. Gene Ontology annotation, cellular component: plasma membrane. Gene Ontology annotation, molecular function: glutamate:sodium symporter activity; L-glutamate transmembrane transporter activity; neutral L-amino acid transmembrane transporter activity. The transcript has 6 exons. NCBI's taxonomy places the organism in Eukaryota, Metazoa, Arthropoda, Arachnida, Ixodida, Argasidae.
ACGGAACACAUUCAGGAAAAUAUGGACGUUUCUUGUUACGUGUAGUGAUCUCGAGGAGGACGCGACGAAGCAAAAGUGGUCACGUGGUGGUCACGCUACCUUGUUCUUCCCAGUCGCUUUGCUACCAUCAUGAUGAAGUCGAGGAACCAGCAGCAGGCCCAGCAGAUGAAAUACAGCCGAUGGGUUCAGCAAGCCGGUCACGAGAAGCCGUCACGAGAAAUGGCGUUCACUUCCCAGCCUCUCAGCAGAACACGCAAAUCUUCCUUGGUAUUUGGUCCGCUGCGAGGACCACGAGAAAUAGCCAGCUCUGAACGGAACGAUGGACUACACUUCCACAUGCUCUCCCAAGACUUCGAGAAGCGACCUAGCGUAUACAAUAUGCUUGUCAGGAAUAUUUUGCUUCUCUUCCUUCUCCUCUCCGUCAUUAUUGGAUUUCUCUUCGGAUCCCUCCUACGGCACAGCGGAACUUGGACUCUGCAAGAAGCUGCUUUGCUCCGGCUUCCUGGUGAUAUCUUCUCGCGUGUCCUGCAUUGCCUUUCCAUUCCCUUGGCGAUGACAAGCGUGACAGGCGCAGCAGGAAGUUGGAAACGUGGCAUGUUGGUCAGAGUGGGCUUGCGAACCCUCGUUUACAUUCUCUGUACCACUUGCGUUGCCGCCGUCAUAGGCCUUAUACUCGCCAUGGUUGUUCGUCCUGGAGGACGUGCAAAAAGCCUUCCACCCAAUCCACUGACCGACAGCGGAGAAGCGACGCACAUCCGAGACGUAGGGCUCAACGAUGUGCUCGACAUAGUGAGGAAUAUCGUACCAGGAAACGUUAUGGAAGCCUUCUUGUUUAUGACAGAGACAUCCUUGAGCACUGGAAACGAAAAGAGCCAUUCUUCGAUCGCCACGGUAAUAGAACACAAGCUCACGAGUCCCAAUAUCUUGGGUCUUGUCACAUUUUCUCUGAUGGUUGGCUUCUCAAUUGCAUACAACGGGGACGGUCCAGAAAACAGCCUCAUUCGCUUCUCCCUCCUCAUGAGCAGCAAAUUCAUGCACAUGGCCGAAGUCAUCCUCAAGUACUCACCCAUCGGGAUAUUCUCCCUGAUCGUUUCCGAUGUCCUACGCGUGAAAGACGUUUCUGGUGUUGUUUGGCAUCUCGGCAUAUUUGUCUUCACAGUCCUUCUAGGCCUGGGCGUCCAUGCUUUCCUAUUCCUGCCGACAGUUUACAUGGUUUGCGUUCGCAAGAACGCCACACACUUCUUCGUAAAUGUUCUCUAUCCAAUAUUCAUAGCGUUCGGAACUACGUCUGCAGUAACUACGAGUCCCGUGACCAUGAGCAUUUUGGAGACUCGAAUAGGAGCCUGUCCUGGUAUAGUGCGGUUUGUGCUUCCCUUUGCAGCAUUGUUCAAUUGCGACGGCACAGCGCUGUACGAAGUGGUUUCUGUCGCCUUUAUCGCUCAGCUGCGACAAGCGGACCUUGGAUUUGGGAAAUGGAUCAUGGUCACCAUAGCAGGUGCGUUCUCGUCGCUCGGAGUGCACGGACUUCACCCAUCUCUCAGAGGCCUCGCGCAUAUGGCGCUGCUACUCCGCGUGGCUGAUCUUUCUCCAAACGACGUUGGACUAGUAAUGGCAACACAUUGGUUGCUGUCUCGAUUUUGUAGCGCCAUCAACUUAUUAAGCGGCUGCGUUGCCGUAGCCGUCCUUCAAUCCACUGUGGAGGAGGAGGCUGACUUCAUCAUAUGCGGAGCUAUCGAAGACCAGUACGUACCGACCGUUCAAGUCACGGGAACUGCAGACACUUCCAAAGCGACUGCAGCUGAAUGACAAACUCCAAUACUUUUGUUCCCGACUGGCUUCAUUAAAGAACCGUGCCCAUGUACA